AGAGCCCAAGACCAAGAGGACGACAGGCCAGAUCAUGUUAACAUAGGCCCCCGUGCCUGUGUCCAUCGACCACUCCAUCCGAUUUGCAUCACCCCCAGCCAGCCUCUCAGCCGGCAGACACAGAGUCGGCAAAUGCAGGGCGACGGCAGCAAGAUGCUGAGCGUGGGCAAGAUGCUAGCCCUGGGCGCGCUCAGCAGACUCCGUUCAUCGGCGUGGAUCUACCUGGCGCCGGUGGCCGCAGCUUUCACGCCGAUCGGCGACCUCAGGGGCUACCUCUGCCGGCGCCUUCAGCUCCAUCGGCGCGUGCGGCGGCUGCUCCCGUUCCUCGACCCGUUCGUCACCGUGGACAUCGCGGCCAGGCGGGACAACUACGCCUACUCCAGCUCCGCCGGCCAGAUCAAGUCCAGCGACGCCUACACGGAGGUGCUGGCGUACCUGAGCUCCGUGUCCUCCCGCGACGCGCGGCAGCUGCGCGCCGAAGGCGCCGUCGAGGGCGACGGCUUCGUGUUCAGCCUCCGCGAGGGGCAAGAGGUGGCCGACGUCUUCAAUGGCGUCACCAUGUGGUGGUCUUCGGCCACGGCUGCUGCGGCUCCUGGGCUCCACUUUCAUGGGUCGCCGCACGGGCCGCCCUGCUGCCGCCUCACGUUCCACGAGCGCCACCGCAGCCUCGUCGUGGACCAGUACCUGCCGCACGUCCGCCGGCGCGGCCAGGAGGUCUUGUUCGGCAACCGCCGCCGCCGGCUCUACACCAACAGGAACGGCCUCAACUACGGUUCGAGGACAAACGAGGUGUGGAGCUACAUUGACUUCGACCACCCAACCACGUUCGACACGCUGGCCAUGGACCCGGCCAAGAAGCGAGCGAUCAUGGACGACCUCGACGACUUCCGGAACAACGGGGACUACUACCACCGCAUCGGCAAGGCGUGGAAGCGCGGGUACCUGCUGCACGGCCCGCCGGGCACCGGCAAGACCACCAUGAUCGCCGCCAUGGCCAACUACCUCGGCUACGACAUCUACGACAUCGAGCUCACCACCAUGCACAGCAACAACGACCUCCGCAAGCUCUUCGUCGAAACCACCGGCAGGUCCAUCAUCGUCAUCGAGGACAUCGACUGCUCCCUCGACCUCACCGGCAGCCGCGCCCGCGCCACGGCCGGCACCACAUUUCAAGGAUGGCAGGGUGAUGGCGACCUGGACGCCUACGGCAUGAGGAACACGAAGACGCGCGACGAAAGGGGGAACAUCAUGACGCUGUCCGGCCUGCUCAACUUCAUCGACGGGCUGUGGUCGGUGCACAGCGGCGAGCGGAUCAUCGUGUUCACCACCAACCAUCUGGACAAGCUCGACCCGGCGCUGAUCCGGCGCGGCCGGAUGGACAUGCACAUCGAGAUGUCCUACUGCGAGUUCGAGGCGUUCAAGAAGCUGGCGGAGAACUACCUCGGGGUGGACGCGCACCCGCUCUUCGACGCAGUCAGGGAGCUGCUGCGGGCCGUGGAGAUCACCCCCGCGGACGUCGCCGAGUGCCUGAUAACGUCCAAGCGCAGCGCCCGUGACGCGGACGCUUGCCUCGGCCGUCUGCUGGACGAGCUCAAGAAGAAGGCUGGGGAGAAGGAAGAACAGAACAGAGUAGCCGUGGACGACGGAACAGAUGCUGGUGAAAGCUUUUGUAGCGCCGCUGAGAUGAUUGUAAACAAGGUCUAACUUGAGAGCUUUGUGAUGGUUAUUGUAGUGUUGUUAUGAGGCCGUGAUGUAGCAGAUCCAGAGAGUUAAGAUUCCAAAUUCGCAGCAUUA
Messenger RNA from Brachypodium distachyon (stiff brome), 1794 nucleotides. RefSeq names its product AAA-ATPase At3g28610. Gene Ontology annotation, molecular function: ATP hydrolysis activity; ATP binding. The transcript has 2 exons. Bases 133 to 1704 code for a protein of 523 amino acids. The record is from RefSeq and is a predicted model, not a curated record. NCBI's taxonomy places the organism in Eukaryota, Viridiplantae, Streptophyta, Magnoliopsida, Poales, Poaceae.